AUGAAGAACGUUGCUACCCUUGCAGCCUUCGCUGCUGGGGCUAAUGCCCUUGUUGGCCGGAGCGACUCUUGCUGCUUCCACCUGACAGCUUCUGGUGAUGCUUCUGGCACCAUUGGCCAGCUGGGUGAUGGUCAGAACCGCAUCGGUGGUGGACUUCCCGCAGCCCAGUUCUGCAUUGACUCCAACGGUGGCAUCACUGAUAGCAGCGGACGCGGUUGUGUUGUGACUAGCGAGACUACACAGUUCCAGUGUGACUUGGGUAAAUCUCCUAUGUCGGGUUUCUCUAUCACCUCCUCUGGCGAGCUGGAGUACAAGGGUGACGCCGAUUUUGUUGCCUGCCAAACUGGCGACGACAAUGAACUGAACCUUUACACCACUGAAAACUCCUCCGUCACUGGCUGCGAGAACAUCAAGUUGACGGCUGAUUCCUGCUCGGGCUCGGGUGCUGGCUCUGUUGGCUCCAGCUCUGCUCCGGCUUCGACCCCCGCCCCUCAGUCCAGCCAGCCGGCUCCUGCUCCGUCUUCCAGCGCUCCGGGUGUCCCUGGCGCUGGUGCGUCGACUAGCUGGGUACCUGGUGGUCCUGCCUCCAGUGCUUCCGUGCCCUACGGCCCUGGCCCCCAGUCGAGCGGCGCCGUGCAGGUGACGACCGUCUAUGUGACCGAGACCUACUGUGGCGCUGAGUCUACUCCUGUGGUUUCUGUUCCUGGAGAGACUACUGUCCCGCUGGUCCCCGUUGGACCCGGGUCAUCUGCUCCCGCUGGUUCCCAGCCGGCGCCCUCCGGAUCCCCUGCUCCUCAGCCAUCCGAGACUCCAUCCUACCCUCAAUCGUCCGAGAGCCCUGCUCCCCAGCCUUCGGAGACUCCUUCAUACCCCCAGUCCUCGGAGACCCCGGCCCCCCAGCCUUCUGAGACUCCUGCUCCUCAGCCAUCUGGAUCGCCCGCUCCUCAGCCAUCUGGAUCGCCCGCUCCUCAGCCUUCUGAGAGCUCUUACCCCGAAACCUCUGGCACUCCUGCUCCUCAGCCAUCCGAGACUCCUUCUCCUGAGACCUCUCAGACUCCUGCCCCCCAGCCAUCCGAGACUCCUUCUCCUGAGACCUCUCAGACUCCUGCCCCUCAGCCUUCCUCCUACCCCCAGACUUCUGGAACUCCUGCUCCUCAGCCGUCUGGCACUCCCUCUUACCCCCAGACCUCCGCGUCUCCCAGUAGCGCUCAGCCUUCUGGUACGGCCACUCAGUCUUCCUCUGCCAGCUGCCCCACCGAUCUUUCUGGCGACUAUGAGUACCCUCAUCUGAUCGUCCCGAUCAACUCUUCCACCCCCGACACCGCCUAUGGCACUCAGUACUUCGGCACCGUCUCCUCCACUGUCUCGACCAUCUUCAACUUCGACAUCCCCUCUUCGGACUCUGGAAAGACCUGCAGUCUGAUCUUCCUGUUCCCUACCAAGGAUCAGCUCGAGACCUCCGACUACACUUUUAGCGGAGACGGCAAGGUUGACUUCUCCCAGCUCGAGUCUGCUGCUAGCGAGUCGACGACCUACAACAACGCUCCUGGAGUCAAGCAGGACUACGGCGACUUCACCCUCUCGCCUGGCAACUCUUACCUGAUCUCCACUUUCUCUUGCCCGGCUGGCCAGACUGUCAGCUACGAGAUGAAGGAGGCUGGUAGCACCUACCUCAACUUCUUUGAGGACUACAACCCCUCUCCUCUCGGUCUGUACAUCACGGUCUGCUAA
This is a messenger RNA of Aspergillus eucalypticola CBS 122712, 1731 nucleotides long. Its product is annotated as putative GPI anchored cell wall protein. Bases 1 to 1731 code for a protein of 576 amino acids. The record is from RefSeq and is a predicted model, not a curated record. The transcript has 3 exons. NCBI's taxonomy places the organism in Eukaryota, Fungi, Ascomycota, Eurotiomycetes, Eurotiales, Aspergillaceae.